AUGGACAAUAGUGACGGUAAUUUGCUGGAGAGUCUUCUGGACUUGGAGGAAGAAUUCUACCAAGAGGGCUUCAACCUGGGCUCGGCGGACGGUGCGUUGGCUGGCUACACCGAAGGAAGCGUGUUUGCCGUCGAGAAAGGAUUCGAAAAGUUCGUCGAGAUUGGAAGACUGUACGGGAAAGCCUUGGUAUGGGCUCAGCGACUUGCAGACUCCGAUCCGUCGGUCUCUGCCAAGGCCGAUUCGCAGUCGAAGGACGAGGUUGGGACGAGUGACCAGCCAAGCGAAGGAUUGCUGGACCCAUCGAUUUGCAAGCUGAUGCCAAACUUGGUGGCGAGCUCCAGGCUGCCCAAGAAUCUUGACACUCUGCUGGAAUUAGUUGAUCCUGCUUCUCUACCCACGGCAAACGAUGAGGAAGCUGUCAACGAUGUGGACGAACGCCAUAAAGGCGCAGUCAUGAAGGCUAAGCUCAUCCAGCGUGCGCUGGGCGAGAGGGAUGACAAUUCGGACAUCCACCCGGACGCAAAGGAAACAUCGACUGCACCUGCAGGUGACGGCACCGGUAGCAUUGAAGACAUCAGUUCCUUAAGUAUCCGCCAUUGA
This is a messenger RNA of Aspergillus homomorphus CBS 101889, 600 nucleotides long. Its product is annotated as Yae1 family protein. The transcript has a single exon. Lineage: Eukaryota; Fungi; Ascomycota; Eurotiomycetes; Eurotiales; Aspergillaceae. Bases 1 to 600 code for a protein of 199 amino acids. The record is from RefSeq and is a predicted model, not a curated record.